ACACUCCCCCUUAUCAUCAGUCUCCAGUCUCCACCCAUCUCAGCCAAAAAAAAGCUAGCACAGAUCCACACACCAUGGCAGCCAUGGCCACCACCGCUUCCAGCCUCCUCAAGACCUCCUUCUCCGGCGUCCGCCUCCCGGCGGCGGCCCGCACCCCGUCCUGCGUCGCCACCCCGCGCGCCGGCGCCAUCUGCAACUCCAUCUCCUCCUCCACCCCUCCCUACGACCUCAACGCCUUCAAGUUCAGCCCCAUCAAGGAGUCCAUCGUGUCCCGCGAGAUGACCCGCCGCUACAUGACCGACAUGAUCACCUACGCCGACACCGACGUUGUCAUCGUCGGCGCCGGCUCCGCGGGGCUGUCCUGCGCGUACGAGCUCUCCAAGGACCCCUCCAUCAGCAUCGCCAUCAUCGAGCAGUCCGUGUCCCCCGGCGGCGGCGCCUGGCUCGGCGGCCAGCUCUUCUCCGCCAUGGUCGUGCGCAAGCCGGCGCACCUCUUCCUCGACGAGCUCAACAUCGAGUACGACGAGCAGGAGGACUACGUCGUCAUCAAGCACGCCGCGCUCUUCACCUCCACGGUCAUGAGCCGCCUCCUCGCGCGCCCCAACGUGAAGCUCUUCAACGCCGUCGCCGUGGAGGACCUCAUCGUCAAGGAGAACCGCGUUGCCGGCGUCGUCACCAACUGGGCGCUCGUCUCCAUGAACCACGACACACAGUCCUGCAUGGACCCCAACGUCAUGGAGGCCAAGGUCGUGGUGAGCUCCUGCGGCCACGACGGGCCCUUCGGCGCCACCGGGGUCAAGCGGCUCCAAGACAUCGGCAUGAUCCAGGCGGUGCCCGGGAUGAAGGCGCUCGACAUGAACACCGCCGAGGAUGCCAUCGUGCGCCUCACCCGCGAGGUGGUCCCCGGCAUGAUUGUCACCGGCAUGGAGGUCGCCGAGAUCGACGGCGCCCCGAGAAUGGGCCCGACCUUCGGCGCCAUGAUGAUCUCCGGCCAGAAGGCGGCGCACCUGGCGCUCAAGGCCCUCGGCCGGCCGAACGGCAUCGACGGGACGCUCAAGAACGUGACCCCGGCGCUGCACCCGGAGAUGAUCCUGGCGGCGACCAACAACGGCGACAUCGUGGACGCCUAAAGCAAAGCAAUGAACCACGGACACCAAGAGGCGUACGUACGCUGGUGUUUGGGGGCGCAAAAUCAAUAAGAUGGUUCGGUGAAACGGAGGAUGCUUAGGGACGAGGGCUUGUCUUUGUGAUUUGUCAGACUCGUGUUUAAUUCCGAUGUUUAUCUUUAGUUUUCUUGUGUUAGCGUAUUUUGUUCAUGCCACCUGCCCGCCAUGUGCUCUGCUCUGCUCUGCCUCACGGCAGCUCCAUGGAUGAUGAAUCCUUCUGGAACAAGAGGAGGGAAUAAAAAGGUUGAGUUCUA
Triticum aestivum (bread wheat) is the source of this 1420-nucleotide messenger RNA. Its product is annotated as thiamine thiazole synthase 2, chloroplastic. NCBI's taxonomy places the organism in Eukaryota, Viridiplantae, Streptophyta, Magnoliopsida, Poales, Poaceae. The transcript is spliced from 2 exons. Gene Ontology annotation, biological process: thiamine biosynthetic process. Bases 75 to 1130 code for a protein of 351 amino acids. The record is from RefSeq and is a predicted model, not a curated record.